Colius striatus (speckled mousebird) is the source of this 1107-nucleotide messenger RNA. Its product is annotated as melanin-concentrating hormone receptor 1-like. Gene Ontology annotation, cellular component: neuron projection; membrane. Gene Ontology annotation, biological process: neuropeptide signaling pathway. The coding region runs from base 1 to 1107 and encodes 368 amino acids. The transcript is spliced from 2 exons. The record is from RefSeq and is a predicted model, not a curated record. Lineage: Eukaryota; Metazoa; Chordata; Aves; Coliiformes; Coliidae. Gene Ontology annotation, molecular function: neuropeptide binding; melanin-concentrating hormone receptor activity.
AUGGCCCCCGCCAACUCCUCCCGCAACUUCUCGGCGCCGGAGGGUCGGAACGGCUCAGUAGCAGAGAAGCCAGCACCAUACACCAAUGUGAUCAUGCCCAGUCUCUUCAGCAUCAUCUGCUUCCUGGGCAUUGUGGGGAACCUCAUUGUCAUCUACACUAUCAUCAAGAAGAAAAAGCUGAGAUGCAAACAGACUGUGCCUGACAUUUUCAUCUUCAGUCUCUCCAUUGUGGACCUUCUUUUCCUCUUGGGCAUGCCCUUCCUCAUCCACCAGCUCCUAGGCAAUGGCUCAUGGUACUUUGGAGCUCCUCUGUGCACCAUCAUCACCGCCCUGGACACAAACAGCCAGAUCACCAGCACCAACAUCCUUACAGUGAUGACACUGGACCGUUACCUGGCGACUGUCUAUCCUCUAAAAUCCACCUAUGUCCGGACCCCCUGUGUUGCAGGUCUAGUUAUCUGCCUGGUGUGGCUCCUCUCCUUCCUGACCAUCAUUCCUGUGUGGAUGUACGCAGGUCUUAUGCCUCUGGAGGAUGGGACUGUCCGCUGUGCUCUCUUACUUCCCAAUCCAGAGACUGAUAUCUACUGGUUCACCCUCUAUCAGUUCAUGUUGGCAUUUGCUGUGCCAUUGAUUGUGAUCUGUGUGGUCUAUUUUAAGAUUCUCCAGCAUAUGGCCACCACUGUGGUUCCACUGCCCCAAAGGAGCCUCCAGCUACGUACGAAGAAGGUCACUCGCAUGGCAGUUGCCAUCUGCUCUGCCUUUUUCAUUUGUUGGGCUCCCUUCUACAUCCUCCAGCUGGUUCACCUCGGCAUCGACACACCAUCCAUGGCCUUCUUUUAUGCCUACAACUUUGCCAUUAGCUUGGGCUAUGCCAACAGUUGCCUCAACCCCUUCCUCUACAUCGCCCUCAGUGAGACCUUCAAGCGCCAGUUCUUAGUGGCCAUCCGUCCCGCAAAAGAGCCCUGUCGCAACAGCAGCUCUGUCAACAACAACAGCAUGACAGAGGCCAGUGUAUGUCUGAAACUAGCACCAGAAUCCACCCAGCAGACUCAGUUUCUGGAGGACUUUUCCCCACGUUCACUGCCUGUGACUGUGGCUGUUCACUAG